Messenger RNA from Aspergillus eucalypticola CBS 122712, 978 nucleotides. Its product is annotated as mitochondrial 54S ribosomal protein mL59. The transcript has 2 exons. Gene Ontology annotation, molecular function: structural constituent of ribosome. The record is from RefSeq and is a predicted model, not a curated record. The coding region runs from base 85 to 696 and encodes 203 amino acids. Lineage: Eukaryota; Fungi; Ascomycota; Eurotiomycetes; Eurotiales; Aspergillaceae. Gene Ontology annotation, cellular component: mitochondrial large ribosomal subunit.
CCGGAGAGAAAAGCAGCCCCAUCCAUCCCAUCUCCCCCUUCCUCACCAAUUCACAGGAGAGGCAAUCGGGAAUUAACAGCCAAAAUGGCCACCACACAAACCAGCAGCUUGGUAUCCAAGCUCCCCAUCCGCCUCCGCAACUUCUUCGCGCGCUAUCCUCCGCAAAUCUAUUCCGCAGCCGUAGCACCACGCCCCGAAGCCCCCGAAACUGGUGCCCCCGUCAAUGUCAACGUCGAGGAUCUUCCCUCUCCUUACACGCCCAACCGUGAUGCCAAGGGCUUCAAGCGUCCCGAUCCUAAGGCAUUCUCUCCCUCCAAGGCUAUCCUGCACUCCGACUCCAAGCACCCCAACCCGUUCCUGCCGCGCAAGAACUUCCGCACCGGCAAGUGGUUUGGACCCCGGAUUGGACUGCGUCGACAGGCGGAGCUGGUGAAAUUGGCGAUCAAGUACAACGUUGAGGCCUUGUUGCCGCCUGGCCGCAAGUCGACGGAGUUCAAGGAGACGAGACGUGCGGAGCGUGGUUUGGCUAUCAAGGGUACUGGUAUUGGACAGAAGGUCAAGGGUCACAAGUGGGAGAGGACGAUGGAGGCUCGUCUGGAGGACAGACGCAAGGCUAUGAUGGAGAUGCCGGAGAUGAUCCGUUUGUGGAAGCAGAGAGGUCACGGUCGUGGCUGGAAGUCGUGGCCCAAGCGGUAAAUGCCUACGCUUCUGGUGUAUUAUCUUCUGUUUUUCGCCUCGGGUGGAAUGGAUCCGAGGCUUGCAUAAUGUCGCAUCUGUCCUAUUUUAUACAUCUCGCCGAGCCGGAACCAUCUAUUCGUCUAUCCAGCUCGGGGAGAGUUUCGAUUGAAUCAUUGUUGACGGGGUUCGGCACGGGAGUUUGUCCUCUUAUGUAUUUAUUGUACAAAUAGCUUGUUUCUCAAAAUCAUGCACAUUGAAUGUCUGCGUGAAUGGAAAUGGUAUCAAUAGAAUGUUGAAUGC